Molecule: messenger RNA, 3495 nt
Organism: Wasmannia auropunctata (little fire ant)
Lineage: Eukaryota; Metazoa; Arthropoda; Insecta; Hymenoptera; Formicidae
Gene: vib
Product: phosphatidylinositol transfer protein alpha isoform
Exons: 6
Coding region: 339-1154 (271 amino acids)
Biological process (GO): phospholipid transport
Cellular component (GO): cytoplasm
Molecular function (GO): phosphatidylcholine intramembrane carrier activity; phosphatidylinositol transfer activity; phosphatidylinositol binding
Source: RefSeq, a predicted model, not a curated record
CGGUGCGGUUGCUGGUGUGUGCGGUGCUGUGCUGCUGUGCUGCUGGUGGUGCGGACCGUGGAGCGGCCGGAGCGGUCUGGCCCGGAGUGUGUCAGUCGGUUGGCGUAUCCUGUCGGCGUUGCGCGGUACACGUUGCGGGUGUAUGACACUGCGGCGGCGGCGGCGAGCCGAUAGCGAGCCGAUAGCGCAGCAAGCCAGUGUGAGUCAGAUCGGUGGCCGACGAGGGAGAGGGUGCGGUGUCAGUGGGUCCUGCUGCUCCACCAUCACGUCGUCGUCGUCGGUGGCGGCGAGUCUGCUGAUCGCGCGCUACUGGUCCAUGUGCUCUGCUGCUGACUAAAAUGCUCAUCAAGGAAUACCGUGUCACUCUGCCGCUCACAGUGGAAGAGUAUCAAGUAGCUCAACUGUACUCUGUAGCAGAGGCUAGUAAAAAUAAUACGGGCGGCGGAGAGGGCAUUGAAGUGUUGAAGAAUGAGCCGUUUACGGAUUAUCCGUUACUCGGUGGAAAGUACUCAUCAGGCCAAUAUACAUAUAAGAUUUAUCACUUAGCUAGUAAAGUGCCUGCUUUCAUUCGCAUUUUACUGCCAAAGAACUCGCUGGAGAUCCACGAAGAGGCUUGGAACGCUUAUCCCUAUUGUAAAACAGUCAUAACUAAUCCAGGGUAUAUGAAGGACAACUUCGUGAUCAUGAUAGAGUCCUUUCAUAUUGGCGACGUCGGCAAUCAGCAUAAUGUUCACGAAUUGCCGCCCGAUAAGCUUAAGAUCAGAGACGUAGUGCAUAUAGAUAUUGCCAACGAUCCGGUCGCUAGUGCCGAUUACAAGGAGGACGAGGAUCCGGCCAAGUUCAAGUCCCAGAGGACGGGACGGGGCCCACUCGUUGGGAAAGACUGGAAGCAUAAUGUUCAACCUGUGAUGACGUGCUACAAGCUAGUCACUUGUGAAUUCAAAUGGUUCGGUCUGCAGACCCGCGUCGAAGGAUUCAUUCAGAAAGCGGAACGGCGCCUGUUUACCAAUUUCCACAGGCAAGUGUUCUGCUGGAUAGAUCGCUGGUAUGGUUUAACCAUGGAGGACAUUAGAGCAAUCGAAGACAAUACGAAAGAAGAGUUAGACAGGCAAAGACAUCAAGGUGAAGUACGGGGUAUGCGAGCUGACGAUUGAGGCUUCGAUAGCUUCUAUUAUGAACGGUUAAAUCAAUUUCCUUAUACAUGUCAACACAAAUACAGACGCAUACCUACAGAUGUACACCCUGUUACGCUCUGUCAUAGAUGAUUCCACAGGAUUCGGACGAUUUCUGGAAUUUACGUGUCUAGAUUCAGUGUCUAUUACAAAUUACUUACAAUUUUAAUUUAUUUUACAUUUACAAGCGUUUUAGAUAAAUGUAUCUACAGUCAAAGAUUAUUAUAAUGUAGUUAUUAUUAUAAAAGAGAAAAAAGAGAGAUACAAAAAUGGGAAGGAAUCGGAGUCAUCUGGCUCUCUUGUUUAAUGCAUAAUUAUGAAGGGAAAUCUAGUUUCGUGAAAGCCACGAUAUAGAUAAAGAGUUAUGAUUACUUAACAGCAAUUCGUAGUUCGAUAAUAAUAGGUAUUGAAGUUCAAUUAAACGAACGACAAAAAAUGCUUGCUGCAAAGUACAUAAAGAAAAAAAAAACAAAGGAAAUAUGUGAUUUAACAUCGCGAGAGUUUGAUCGUAGUUAAAUAGUUAAAAAAUUCCACAGUUUAAUAAUAUUAAUGUACAAUUGAAAAUCUAAAUGUUGCAUAUUAACGAUCUGUAUCUCGAACUAUCAUUUCAACCACGAAAGUGUGAUGUAUUAGAUCGUGUAUUUUUCGGAAGAGAGCUCGAGAGUAUUUUCUCAAUUCUACGAAAGUGUAUAUGUGAUCAGGAAGCUCGAUUUGAAAAAAAAAAAAAAAAGUUUCAAGGAUCUUAAAUGUGUAUCUAUAGUUAUUUCAUGGGGUCGUUCGACGAUCCCACGAGGCAAGGUACUACGGUAGUUUUCAACCUACAAUGUUCCUCCAUUCUUUCGGUUCCGUUUGUUUUAUCGACGAACGCGAGACGUGUAUCUGUACCUAUCCCCUAUACGAAGUUAGGACCAAACUGAUGGAUUUUUUUAAUUAUACUGCGAUGCUAAACACAGUAACGCGCGUUAUUAACAUACUACACUAAACUACUCUAAAUUGUUUACCGAGAACGGGGGAGGUGAUGUAUUCUAUUGUAAAGUGCUCACACAACCGAUAUACAUGUACACACAUAUGUAGAAAAGCAGAGUUUAGGCUAUUUCAAUAUUGGUGGCAACAGCGGGUGAACGGCGAAAGGGUGCGUUAUUGUAUAUAUAUAUAAAAAAAGAAAGAGGCAUAUACACAAAUGAAAUUCAAAUUCAAAUUAUAUAUAUACAAUGUUUCUUUGCAUUCCAAUGGAUCUCUGAGUACAACCGACAAAGUAUUCCGGAACGCUGCUCGUAACCCGUUGCACAGCCUCUAUCAUCACGAUCAUCGUUAAAUUUUAAAUUUAUCCUUCAGUGUGGCAUUGAAAAAAAAUAUAUAUCGUGACAAAAGAUAAUUAUACGACUGUCUCGUUUCCGUCGUGACAGGAAUAAAGCUCCGCUAUAGACAAGAUAUAUUUUAGUUUGUUUGGAAAAGUGAUUAUGCUUAUUUUCGCUGAAUCGAAUUCUAGAACGAAAUGAGAGUACAGUAGUCUUUUAAUGGGUUGUGAACACUAACGUGGAAUCGCAGCAGCGUUCCCACCUAGUGAUAGGAUCUCUAAUUAAAUAUUAUAAAGGGGGAAAAAAAACAGUAAAAUGAAGUAUAUAAUUUAACUGUCAUUUGCACAAAGUAAAUGUAUUCUCUGUAUUUUCUCGUUGGGAGGCAUGUAGUCUAAGGUAUAGCCUUUAUCUUCGUAUUCACGUGCGAACAGUGGUAGCCGCAACGGUGCACAUAGUAUUUGUACUCAAUGUACACCAGGCACACACGAGAAAACAGAGAAACCCUGGGCACGUAUUUAUUCGCCAUUUUAUCGACGAGGAAAAACCGAUCGAAAUAAGGCACAUCUGUGUCGUUCAAACAGGCUCGUAACUUUAAUGGAUGAGUCCGCCUUUUGUUUCCACGACGACUGCGUCGUUUUGUUAGACAUGAGAGUUUCACACAUGUACGCGGGUUCACACACACUACACCUGUUAUCUUACGAUAAUAGUUACUUAAAUAGAUAGGCUCUAGCUGUUCCUAAACGUACGACAAGCAGGGUAGAGAAGAAGUCGUGAAUAGAUAGAGAGAAAAAAUAAAUAAAAGUGGAGAGGAAAAAAAAUUCCGUAUCGCUGCCAAAGGGCUGACAGUGAAAUACCAGAUGUGUAUGUGUAUAUAUGUAUAUAUGCACACGUGUAUAUGCGUUUCCUUUUCUUGCAUAAACACGUAUAUAAGUACGUGUGUGUGUGUAUGUGUUUGCGCGUAUGUGCGUAUGUCGCUCUCGAUCCAGUCAAGUAUUUAGUCAAGAGUUAAUAAAAUUAGAAGGAUA